CUGCGAGAAGGCUCAUCUCCGAGCGGCCGCGCCAGGCCCGCCCGACACGGCCCGCAUCCUCCUCCCACUCCGACCCGGGCAGCCCGGCUAAAACCCGAAGCCUCCCAAGUGGAACUGUCUUCUCUCGAUCCCCGGGCAGGCGCUGCGCGCUUUCUACCACCCAAGGCGGCCAGUCUCCAGAGGGUAAGUCCCGGGGCCAGACGGCGUCAUGGAACCCCAGGGGGCGCAGCUUCUAAGUUUGGAGCCGCCGGGACCGGCACCCCUUGAAGAUCCCCCAGCAGCCGAGGAGCCGCCCGCCCCAGAGGUCAACUGCACGGAGAGUGGCGCGGACGGCGGCGGCACGUCGGAGGCCUCGAGCCCGGACGCCGAGCCUCUGUCCACCCGGGAAGGGGCUGCCCUCCGGCAGCAAGAGGAGCUGCUGGAAAGUCGCCGCCGCCGCCGCGCGCGCUCCUUCUCCCUGCCCGCCGACCCGAUCCUGCGGGCGGCCAAGAUCCUGCAGCAGUGGCCGCUGCCUGCCGCCGGGCCGGGCGCAGAGGGCGGCGAGGGCGCGCCGCACAGCCCCGGCGACUGCUGCGCCAAGUGCAAGAAGCGGGUGCAGUUCGCGGACGCGCUGGGGCUUAGCCUGGCCAGCGUGAAGCACUUCAGCGAGGCCGAGGAGCCGCAGGUGCCGCCCGCCGUGCUCUCCCGCCUCCGCAGCUUCCCGGCGAGCGCCGAGGACCUGGAGCAGCUGCCGGGCCUGCUGGCCGCGGCGGCCGCGCCCCUCCCCGCGCCGCCUUCCCGGCUGCGGCCUCUCUUUGAGCUCCCCGGGCCGAGCGCCGCGGCCGAGCUCCUGCGACGGCAGCGCGUGUGCCUGGAGCGCGUGCAGUGCUCGGCGCCCUGGGGCGGGGAGGUGACCGGCUCCGGUCGGGUGCUGGGCUGCCCCGGGCCGCGGGCCGUGGCCGUGCGCUACACCUUCACGGAGUGGCGCUCCUUCCUGGACGUGCCGGCCGAGCUGCGCCCCGAGCCUGGGGCGCCGUCGGGGGACGCCGGGCCCGGAUCGACCCAAGAGGAACCCGGCGCCGAGCGCUUCUACUUCGCGCUGUGCCUGCCCCCGGGCCUGCAGCCCCAGGAAGGGGAGAACGCGGACGCGCCUGGCGUCGCCGUCCACUUCGCCGUCUGCUACCGCUGCGCCCAGGGCGAGUACUGGGACAACAACGCGGGGGCCAACUACACGCUGCGCUACAUGCGUCCGGCCGACGCGCUCUGAGCCCGCCGCCCGCGCCCCGCAGCGCUCCCCGGGACCGCGGGAAGGGGCCGACAGGCGCGCGGAGCUCGGGCAGCCGCGACGCUUUGCCCAGAGUCGUCCCCUGGAGAGAGGCAGGCGCUCACCGCAAGCUCGCACCCCACACAGACCCCGCCAGCAAGCAGGGCCCGUGCGAAGCACCCACCCUUUCCAACCGCUUUCCCGUCGCUUAGGCCCCCGGAAUUCUCGGCCCGCGUUGGGAUGGAAAGACAUCCUCAAGACCCCCGCCGUAGCUUUCUCCAAGAAGAAGGCUCCUGACUCCUGAGCGAGGCUGCAAAGCCUUGGGAUUUUUGCUUUCAACUGUAGACGUCGUGUUCCAGCCCUUGCAGCCUGCAGGAGAGCCCUCGGCUCGCAGGGAGAGGCCUCGAGCCGCUUCGCGCCGAGGGGAGGCGUGGAAGCCUUCACACUGUGGCCCGUUUCUCGAGAAAACCAGGGCCCAGGCUGUCCUUUCCUCUUCAGCUGGGAUCUGGGAAUUGUUUGCCCAGAAUCGUGCGUUUGCUGACAAAUGUCCUUUAGAAAAGGGAAGGCCACGUGUGCGUCGCUUACUUUGUAUCUCAGCUCCUGGCAGUUGGCAAGGCCCCGGCCGGCGGGCCAUCGUCCUCAGCGGAUGCUGCUGCACCUGACAGUAAUCAAGCAACAGUAUUUUCACAUUUCCCUUCUUCCAUCCCUCCUUUCGGAUGUGGAAAGGCCCAGAUUUCCCAUCUUGGGCUGGAGUGUUCUAAAAAAUGUUUUCUAGAAGUCGUUCUUACCCCCGGCAAAGUAAGAUGCUUGGUGAGCUGAAAUGCCAGAGUGAUCGGUUGAUUUUGGCUGUGAGCCUCCGGAGCGGGUCCCCAGCCCCGGGCCCCCUUUGUGGAGGCAAAGCAUGUCAUAGACUUCUGGGCCGUUAGCAGUCAGAGAAGCUGGACCCUGGGUGGCUGGACUCCAAGCCAGGAGAUGAGGCAUGGAAAGGUGGCUUUUUGUCGCUCUUGGAGCCACAGUAGGGAGUGGUGUCUUGAAUGUUGAAGCACGCUGAGCAAAUCAAUCCUGCUCCAGACCCACUGGGCACCCUGCACAGGCCGGGACUGUGGGCACCAGUCAGGUUGGCCUUCUUCGUCCACUGCUGAUGGCUGUGGAUGCCAGGACAAGGGGCCGUGCGUGCCCGGGGCCCGUGAGCCUCCUGAGGACGUGAGCCCUUCACACCGUGGGCAUCCCACGGCGAUCUGUCUUUCCUUGAUUUUCAUAUGAUCAAGCACAUGGCUAGUGCAAUUGAUUCACAUUGUAAUGGUAAUCUUUAAGGAGGGGAUGGCCUCACUGUGGCUGAGCAGGAAUCAGGUCUGUGUCCUACAGCCUGCGGGCCAAAUUCAGCCUGAAGCCUGUUCUUGCAGGGCCUGAGAACUAACAAGAUUUUGUUUUGUUUUUUUAUGUUUUUAAAUAGUUUUAAAAAAUUCAAAAGAAGAGUACUAUUUUUGUGACACAUGAGAACUAUAUGAAAUUCAAAUUUCAGUGUCCAUAUAUAAAGUUUUAUAGGAACACAGACAUGCACAUUCAUUUACAUACUAACCAGGACUGCCUCCCUGCUACAAGAGCAGGGCUGAGUAGAAUGCAACAGAGACCAGAUGGCAAAGCUGAAAAUAUUUACUAUCUGGCCCUUUACAGAAAGUCUGCCAACCCCUACUCUAGGGAAGUAGUAUUUUUUUAAACUGUAUGUUGAGAGUUACACUUAAUAAAGCAGUUACACUUAUAGUAAAAUUUGCCACUUGAAAUAAACCUCCUUUGGGUAAAGGUAAAACUGGUUACAUUAGUCUCAGCAACCUUGGUUACAAUAAACCCUAAGACACUAAGUGUGCAAUUAUUACUGUACUGGGGGAGCGGAACCCACCUGCUGCCUUCUUACAUCUAAGAAGUAAUACAAAGUCAGGGCAACUGAGAUACAGCGCCCACCUGAAUUAACAUCAGGCUACCAAAAACUACCAGAUAUUUCUAUGCCUCAAAAUGGGGUGGCUUAAGCUAUAGAAACAUUUAGUUUGAACUCUGGUUUGCAGACAUCCUUUUGGACUACAGCAGUGUUUGCCAAAGGUAAUUGAUCAUGGAAAAAAUGUUAAAUACUAAUAUAUUAUUGGAAAGCCAUCAGAAGUCAAUGAAUUAUAAUUUUCACUUGGAGUAGGGCAGACUAAAAAGAUGGUCAUGUCGAUGAAACACGUGUUCUUAUAAAAAACUUUGUGACAAUAACAGGUAAUUCUUAGAAUUACAUAACUUUUCUGCUACUGGACUAUCACUUCCUUUUUAAAAGUGCCUUAUUGCAUAAUUACAACACCUAGAUA
This is a messenger RNA of Camelus dromedarius (Arabian camel), 3582 nucleotides long. It is a transcript of the gene PPP1R3G, whose product is annotated as protein phosphatase 1 regulatory subunit 3G. NCBI's taxonomy places the organism in Eukaryota, Metazoa, Chordata, Mammalia, Artiodactyla, Camelidae. The transcript has a single exon. Gene Ontology annotation, biological process: regulation of glycogen biosynthetic process. Gene Ontology annotation, molecular function: protein phosphatase 1 binding; glycogen binding. The record is from RefSeq and is a predicted model, not a curated record. Gene Ontology annotation, cellular component: protein phosphatase type 1 complex. Bases 209 to 1246 code for a protein of 345 amino acids.